This is a messenger RNA of Diprion similis, 3160 nucleotides long. RefSeq names its product glycine receptor subunit alpha-2 (gene Hiscl1). The record is from RefSeq and is a predicted model, not a curated record. Gene Ontology annotation, biological process: nervous system process; signal transduction; chemical synaptic transmission. Gene Ontology annotation, cellular component: synapse; membrane; neuron projection. The transcript is spliced from 8 exons. Gene Ontology annotation, molecular function: neurotransmitter receptor activity; transmembrane signaling receptor activity; extracellular ligand-gated monoatomic ion channel activity. Lineage: Eukaryota; Metazoa; Arthropoda; Insecta; Hymenoptera; Diprionidae. Bases 1407 to 2864 code for a protein of 485 amino acids.
UUCAGUUCUUUUUCUCUCUUUCCAUGCAUCUCUCUCUUGCACUCUUGGUCCACCGCGCUAUUCUCUCUCUCUGUCAUCGUGACGAUGAGUUGGAGCCUCCUCAAAGAGUGUGCCGGCCACUUGACGAAGCGACGCUUUCUAUUCGUGGCACAAUUUCAAGGAUCGAUACAUCGACUGGCGUAGUUUCUGGUGCCUUCAAAUAGCGGUAGUUACCAAGGGACGAGGACCACUUGGCAUUCACGGCCUCCACUUUCCGAAGUGUGGAUGCUAUUUGGGUACUAGUACCUUUAACCGUCUUCUGAUGCGCGGAUGGACAGGCCCUACACGCGGGACAGAAUUCUCGCCGGUCGUUCAUUCCCCCGAUUAUUGAGAGCUGCGAACUUGUUGACUUAUAGGAUGAUCCUGAGAAUGAAGACGCCACAUCUUCGUUUGGCUCCAUAGCGUAUAAGGUAGGUGAGAAACCCUUUUGGAUUCGAUGCAGGGUAGGUAAACAGUCGAAUGUAAUACUGCAAAGAGACAGGAGGGACGAGAUCCCGUCGAUCAAAGACUCGACGAUACCCUCACGGACACAAUGGACUCUUUGAUGGCUUCCUUCCGUGCCAGCAUGCAGUGAAAUCCGGUGAAAUUAGCAGCACGCACUCGAUCCUGCCUUUUUUUUAAGUCAACGUCAGGGGGAAAACUUCCACUGUCUACGAAAAAACGAAGAUUUUUUUUUCUCUGGUACGGAUUCAUCUUUCACCCUAUCAGAUACAAGAUCUCAUUUGCCAUUCGAGAAGUGGCGAAUCGAAAAUGACAAACGUCGCACCUAGAGAAGGUGCAGCGAAAUAUAAGUCCAUUGUCUAUAGACAUUGGCUGACCUUUUAUCCGUUGUAUCGGUCUGCAUCCGUCCUAAGGAACCGCAUCGCGAUAUCCCGAGGGAAGGGGCGUGUGGAAGGGGCGGGAAAUUUUCAGGAAGUAAGGUGGAACGAGGGGCAAGUGAAGAUAGGUGAUAGGUGAUGGAAACUCCGUAGGGACAGUGGCUGGUAACCAGCUAGUACCAACGAACGUUGGGUUCAGCGCAACGUCUAACACGAGUACCCGCUACUACAGGGGGGUUUCUACCCUUCCAAGGCUGUCUCUCUAACAACGUCACUGCUCUUCUGUACCCCCCACCACUUUUCUACCUCCGGCGUACCUCUCCGCCUCCAAUUUCGCAAGUUCUGCAAAAUCUCGGGCAAGAAGUCGAGCGGAGGUCCUCAGUCAGUCGACGUUCGGCAGUCAAUCGUGGCUAAAAACCAUCGGUUCUAGUGGUUCCGUCGAAGCGAAUCUUUCGGCCGCACCGAUUACGUAACUGUCCUUUCUGAACAUCCGGGAUUUUAUCGCAUACUGCGGUUCCCUCAACUACGGAUUUGAAAUGUGUUGAAGACAUGGAGAGCGGUCCAGCUCGGGCUACUCUGAACGGCGUCUGCAGGAUGAGUGCUUCUCUGCCGCUGGUUCUCUUACUUGUCCUCAUCUAUGCAGCCCAAGCUCAGAGUUUGGAGUUCUUUGACCUCUUGCCAGAAGAUCCAAAGUUAUAUGACAAGAUGCGGCCGCCAAAGAAAGACGGACAAGCAACUGUCGUCUAUUUUCACGUAACAGUAAUGGGUCUAGAUUCUAUCGACGAAAAUUCUAUGACAUAUGCGGCAGAUAUAUUUUUUGCCCAGACGUGGAAAGACAAUAGACUGCGACUUCCGGAAAAUAUGACUUCGGAAUAUAGGUUACUAGAAGUCGAUUGGUUGAAGAACAUGUGGAGACCGGAUUCGUUUUUCAAAAAUGCCAAAUCUGUCACCUUCCAAACAAUGACAAUUCCCAAUCACUAUUUGUGGCUUUACAAAGACAAGACUAUUUUAUACAUGGUGAAGUAUGUGCCGAUCGAUUAUUCGAUUAUCAUUAUAUAUUCCCACUACCUGUUUCGAACCGACCUUUUUUAUUCUCUUAUCUCUAAAAACCCCGAAAUAGUGGCAUCACAGCAAACACCAAACAUCAUCAUCAUUCGUUUUAGGUUGACGCUCAAACUUUCCUGCGCCAUGAACUUCUUGAUCUAUCCGCACGACACUCAGGAAUGCAAAUUGCAAAUGGAAAGUUUGUCGCAUACCACGGACGAAAUGAUCUUCCAAUGGGACCCUGACGUACCGCUCGUCGUUGAUGAAAACAUAGAACUGCCCCAACUUCAGCUUGUGAAAAACUACACAGCUGAUUGCACGCAAGUCUAUUCCACUGAUACAGAUUUGAACCAAGCAAUUUCCUUCUCCAGGAAACUUUACAUGCCUGGAGGUUGUCUUCGUACUAAAACGGCGGCUGGGCUACUAUCUCUUCCACACUUACGUUCCUACCUGCCUCAUCGUAAUCAUGUCGUGGGUUUCGUUCUGGAUAAAACCGGAAGCCGCACCGGCGAGAGUCACUCUAGGAGUGACGUCGCUCUUGACGCUUUCGACGCAGCAUGCGAAGAGUCAGGCCUCUUUGCCCCCGGUAUCUUACCUCAAAGCAGUCGACGCCUUUAUGUCUGUCUGCACAAUAUUCGUCUUCAUGGCUUUGAUGGAAUACUGUCUGGUCAACAUCGUCCUCGGAGACAACGACGCUCCUCCAGCCAAACCUCCACCUCCUCCUCCACCACCAAGCUCGGCCAGUGGUCCGGACGCCACGAAGCUCGACAAGAUCUUCGACAUAGCGACCAAGAAGUCAGCCGCAGCGCCACCCCCUGGACCAACGCCGGCACAAAGGGCACGGAUGCGGGCCCUCAACAUCGACAGAGUAUCCAGAGUGUUUUUUCCAUUCCUGUUCGCCGUACUGAACGUCACCUACUGGAUCAUGUUCGCCAAGUACAUCUAACUGCAAGGCGCCUUUGACACGACGCAAAAGCGUUUUACGCAUAUUUGCGGUCGCCAUUGCGUGAACGAAUCCGAAACAAAAUGUGUCCGGUUGAUGUAUCGAUGGGUAUAAAAACCCGCCGCACGCCAGAAAAAAAUCACAAUAAUAUCACAGCUGCUUAAGAUGCCUGAUUUUCCAAUCGCCAAUAGACAUGAGCAGUAAUUAUUUAUACGUGUAACAAGACUAUUUCGCACUGCAGCAACGGCUGACGAGAAUUAGAUCGUUUUCUAGAAUCGCAUACUUUGACAUUGUUUCGUCUGACGUGUUUUUUUUU